AUGAAAGACGGAUGCAUCGAGUGGGCGUGCUCAAGUUACGAUGGAAACGAGUUUGAAACACACGAGGACGCCUUUUAUCCUGACUCGUCGAUUCCAAAGGCCAGCCAGCUUGAGAAGCUCGAUGACACCAUCAUCGAGAUGCUACGCGAAUAUGCGACGUCGCACAACUACCGCAUCCAGGCUGUGUGCAUCGGGGGGAACGCUGAGACGGUCAAGGUUGUGGAAGAACACCCAGAGCUGAAGGAGCCAAUCUGCACCAUGUGCACGCGGUUCUGGUUUGACCUUGAUGUGGUCCCUUGCAUCUACAAGCUGCGCGGUGUCUCGCUUACCGAGGAGUCAGCGUCAGCAGCGCGCAAGGUGUAUGAUUGGUUCACGCCGCAGUUUCCCGGGAACAUUCCGCGGAUUGCUGUUGAUCCCAACACCAAUGAGGUGCUGGUCGACAUGAAAGGACACUGCCACAUGGUGGACCUCAAGCACUUUGAGCAAACCACAGACAAGCCCGUGUGGGACAAGCUGCUGGGGCUUGCCGACGAGUGCAAGCAGCGCAAGCUCAAGAUUAUUUUCUUCAGCUCGACGCCCCAGGGCGGCGGUGUUGCGCUGAUGCGGCAUGCAAUGAUCCGACUAAUGCGGCUGCUGGACGUGGACUGCCGCUGGUAUGUGGCCAAACCAAACCCCGAUGUGUUUGUUAUCACGAAGCGCAAGUUCCACAAUGUGCUCCAGGGUGUGACAGAUGAUGAGCAGUACCGCCUCCAGCAGAGAGACAAGGACCUCUGGAUUGAGUGGUGCGAGCAGAACUUUAAUAGGUAUUGGGGCAAGGGCAAUGAUGUUAUCGAGUCGGCCGACAUCAUCAUCAUGGAUGAUCCGCAACUAUCGGCAAUAAUCCCGCUGAUUCGCGAGCUAAAUCCUGCCGCACGCAUUGUCUACCGCUCGCACAUCGAGAUACGGUCGGAUCUAGCGUCGAUUCCGGGGUUGAUGCAGCACGACACAUGGUCAUUUUUGUGGGAAAAGUUUAUCAGCAAGGUCGACCUGUUCAUCUCGCACCCAGUGGCCGGGUUCAUUCCACCACGCGUGCCAAACACACAUGUUGUGCUGAUGCCCGCGGCGACGGAUGAGCUCGAUGGACUCAACAAGAAGUUGAGUGUGGCGGAGAUCGAGUACUACCGGCGCGUGUUUAACAGGUGUGCUGGGGACCAGGGCAGUCCAGGAAUUUCCGGGGACCGGCCGUAUGUCAUCCAGCUAGCGCGGUUCGACCCAGCUAAGGGUAUUCCGGACGUUAUCGAGGCGUAUUGUGCGUUCCGCGAGCUGCUGCUGGCCAAGGGAAUCGCGGACGACCAGCAACCACAGCUUGUGCUGUGCGGCCACAGCAGCAUUGAUGACCCUGACGGCACAGUGGUGUAUGAGGAAAUUAUCCAGCUGCUCAACCAACCCGAGUACUCAAGCUACGCCAUGGACAUCUGUGUGGUGCGGCUUCCGGCGUCUGAUCAGCUGCUGUGUUCGCUGUUGCGCGGGUCGUUCUGCUCGCUGCAGCUAUCGCACCGCGAGGGCUUUGAGGUCAAGGUGACAGAGGCGCUGGCCAAGUACAAGCCCGUGGUUGCAUAUCGGUCGGGCGGUAUCCCGCUGCAGAUCGAGGAUGGCAAGACAGGAAUUCUGGUUGAGCGCGGUGAUACGAAGGGCAUUGCCAAUGCGCUGACGCGGUUGUACACAGAUGUGGAGUACUACCAGAGCUUUGUCAAUGAGUUGCGUACCAAGGAUCAGGAUAGCAAGCGGCAGCAGUAUUUUACGCCAUUCCAGUCUGUCAACUGGCUGUACCUGGCGACGCAGCUGGCGUUCAAGGGCAAUGAUAACGCAGUGGCGGUGGCCAAGAGCCAGCCGGCCGGAGACAUGAACACGAAUAUGGAUGGCACGUAUAUGGGCAACGGGGAGGUCAGACAGUGGGAUGCCAGAUACGUGCGCGAGUACUGGCAGCAACAGGAGCAGACAAAGGGUAACAACUAA
Messenger RNA from Kickxella alabastrina, 1995 nucleotides. RefSeq lists its product as uncharacterized. The coding region runs from base 1 to 1995 and encodes 664 amino acids. NCBI's taxonomy places the organism in Eukaryota, Fungi, Kickxellomycota, Kickxellomycetes, Kickxellales, Kickxellaceae. Gene Ontology annotation, molecular function: glycosyltransferase activity. The transcript has a single exon. The record is from RefSeq and is a predicted model, not a curated record.